This is a messenger RNA of Gymnogyps californianus (California condor), 830 nucleotides long. It is a transcript of the gene ID4, whose product is annotated as inhibitor of DNA binding 4. Gene Ontology annotation, molecular function: transcription regulator activity; protein dimerization activity. Gene Ontology annotation, cellular component: cytoplasm; nucleus. The coding region runs from base 204 to 650 and encodes 148 amino acids. The record is from RefSeq and is a predicted model, not a curated record. The transcript is spliced from 2 exons. Lineage: Eukaryota; Metazoa; Chordata; Aves; Accipitriformes; Cathartidae. Gene Ontology annotation, biological process: negative regulation of transcription by RNA polymerase II; circadian regulation of gene expression; cell differentiation.
UUUCUUGGCGGUGCCGCUGUUGUCGCGCGGCCCUGCGAGCACCUCUCGUUACGUCCCCGGUGGGGAGCCGCCUGUAACGACAGCAAGGCUGCGGCCGUGCCCCGCUCCCGUUGCGUUGCGGGCGGUGCGUGCGCGGCUGCCCGAGGUCGCAGGAGGCGGCAGCGGUGGUGGUGAGGGAGGUCUCCCUCCCUCCCUGCGGCACCAUGAAAGCCGUGAGUCCCGUCCGGCACCCCAGCCGCAAGGCGCAGCCCGGCGUGGCGGGCGGCGGCGGGGGACACCCGGCCCUGCGGUGCCUGGCCGAGCACAGCGGCUGCAAGGGGGGCCCGCCGUCGGGCGAGGAGCCGGCGGCGCUGUGCCUGCAGUGCGAUAUGAAUGACUGUUACAGCCGGCUGAGGAAGCUGGUGCCCACCAUCCCGCCCAACAAGAGGGUCAGCAAAGUGGAGAUCCUGCAGCAUGUCAUCGACUACAUCCUCGACCUGCAGCUGGCUCUGGAGACGCACCCGGCGCUGCUCCGGCAGCAGCAGCAGCAGCCGCCCGCCCUGCACCCGGGCAGCUGUCCCGCGGGCACCCCCAGGACCCCGCUGACAGCCCUCAACACUGACCCGGCUGGCUCUGUUAACAAGCCGGGGGACAGCAUCCUCUGCCGCUGACCGCCGCUCCCCAGGUGAGUGCCGGGCGGGCGCGGGGCCGCGGCGGCGGCGGGGGGAGCGCAGCCCUCCGGGGCGCAGCGCCCGGGCUCGGCGGGGCCGCACCGCCUCCCGCCGGGAAGCCUGCCGAAGGGGGACCUGAGCCCGGCGAGAAAUAUUUGCAGGAGGCUUUGGGGUUUUAUU